Mercenaria mercenaria is the source of this 1189-nucleotide messenger RNA. RefSeq lists its product as uncharacterized. The record is from RefSeq and is a predicted model, not a curated record. Lineage: Eukaryota; Metazoa; Mollusca; Bivalvia; Venerida; Veneridae. The transcript has 2 exons. Bases 33 to 572 code for a protein of 179 amino acids.
UGAUUUGGACUCAUGAGGCUAUCCUCCUUUUGAUGGAAAAACAGUGUGAACUUGGUCAUUUGUUUGACAACAAUGCAGUCACUCAGCGCCAAGCCUGGAGGAAAGUUGCGGAAGAACUUCGGUCGAAAGGGUACAGAUAUGGGGAAGAUGAUUGCAGCAAAAACUUCCACAGCUUGAGAGCAAGAUAUAAGACGGUAAAGGAAAGAAACCGACAAACAGGGAACAGUCUGCAAUCCUGGAGGUAUUACGAUGUCAUGGAAGACAUGUUUGCUGGGGAUCCAGCAGUUAUACCAAUAAAUGUUGCAUCUUCCAUGUGUGUAGAGCCUAUACCAUCUGUCGAUAUUUCUCAAAUCACUGAAGACCAGGAACCAUCUGACGAAAAGCCAUUAACAUCCACACCAUGUGUCCAAAGAAAACGCCAACGCUCCAGUAUCGACACUGAAGAACCACCACAGUGGUUUGAAAAGUAUCAGAUGGAUCAACAGAAGAUGCACGAGGAGCGCAUGGGGUUAGAACGAUGGCGAGUCGGUGCGCUGGAAAAUUUGGUUAAGUUACUACAGGAGAAACAGUAGAUUUUCGAAAUGAUUUAACACAGAUGGUAUUAUAUUUAGAAACCUCAUCAAGAUAAGAACCAAUGAAAAUGAAGAUGCAAUGUUUGGCUGCCGAAGCUCAAAAAGUAGUCCCAAUUUUGUUCUGUUUCUUAUACUAUUACAAUCAUCUAUGCAAAUUAAAUCAGUAAAUACUUUAACAAAUCCCCCUUGUACUGUAUAUACAGAUAUUAUUAGCACUCUAAAUGUUCAAUUCAGAACUUAAGUAUACCAAUGGAAAUUGCCCAUGAAUAUGAAAAUUUGAAUGAACUGUAAACAGGAAGUUCUUUCUUGGAGGAAAACAAAAUGGAGAUAAACUUUGUUGCUAAAAAUUUUAAAAUGGCUAUUAGACAGACAUUAGGUAAGUCUCUUAUACUAAUUUAUUUCAAAAAGUAAUUUAAUUCAGAACUCAACAAGAUUAGAAAAUAUUACAUGGAAACAGGAACUUUAUCAAUCACAGAGACUUUCACCUGAUUACAGGUAUUUUUUGUCAGGAAUUUACUAACAUUAAUGUUUAUAUCUUUUAGAAAUUUAAUGGGUUUUUUUUUCUUGUAGAAUUUUUAGGUAAUUAGUACUGAGAUUGCUAUAUAUCUAUGGCUUUA